AUUCUGAAGGGUUGCAAAAAUCCGUCACCCGGAAGUACUUAGUCAUUCUUGCCCACUUCAUAGCGGCGUGACCUUGUGCAACGCGUUAUUUUAUGAACGAACCUAUUUAUCGUAACCUUUAAUAGUUGUUUAUUUGAAAUGAUGGUAACGAUAGCAUAAACUAUCAAUUUCUAACAUAGUCAAUAGUCAUAACUGGCAAGCUAUGCUUUCUCUAUUCAAAUCCGCUCUUGUCGGAUUGGCCAACACUGGUAGAUCCACGGGGCUCCAAGGUGUCCUGCAGAGUCAUCGGAAGGUCCUGUCUGCUGGGAUGAAGACAUACGAGGUGCCUCCAGACUACAGCGAGGUUGUGCUACCUGAAAGACCCAAGCUGAAGUUUCUGAACAAGGUGCCCAACUUUAAGAAGGCGAGGAAGGAGAUGAAGAAGCUAAGAGACAUCCAGGGACCAGCCCAGACAGCCAACACCUUCACCAAGGGACAGUAUGGCAUCGUGGCGCUGGGCGGGGGCUACCUCCACUUUGGUCACAUGGAGAUGAUGCGUCUGACCAUCAACAGGAGGAUGGACCCUCGCACCACCUUCGCCCGCUGGCGUAUUAACGCCCCCUACAAGCCCAUCACCAGGAAGGGCCUGGGCCAAAGGAUGGGCGGGGGCAAAGGGAACAUAGACCACUACGUCACACCGGUGAAGUACGGACGGAUGAUUGUGGAGGUUGGGGGACGGCUGGAGCUGGGCGAGGUGGAGCCUAUCCUCAAGGAAGUGGCCAAGAAACUGCCCUUCCCUGCCAAGGUAGUGUCCAGAGAGAGCCUGGCAGCCAUGCAGCAGGAACAGCAGGACAUGGAGCAGAACAACCAGAACCCCUGGACCUUCCAGAGGAUCGCCAGGGGCAACAUGCUGGGGGUCAGGAGGGUCCUCAGCCCCUUUGACCUCCACAACCACGGGAAGUACAGCGGAAAGUUCCACAACCCGGGCAGGGUGUGAGGGAGUCGCCGUGGUGCCCUCAAAUACAUUUUAACAGCUGACUGCAGUUUGGAACAUGGCUUGCAUCCAAAAUGGCUGCCUGUUCGCUGCACUACUUUUGACCAGGUGCCAUGUCAGACACAGCCCAUGGAGCCAAAAUGGCAGCCUGUUCCCUAUUCAGUGCACUACUUUUGACCAGAGCCCGGGUGCUAUGUCAGACGCAGCCCAUGGAGCCAAAAUGGCUGCCUAUUCCCUAUUCGCUGCCUUACUUUUGACCAGGUGCCAUGUCAGACACAGCCCAUGGAGCCAAAAUGGCUGCCUAUUCCCUAUUCGGUGCACUACUUUUGACCAGAGCCCGGGUGCUAUGUCAGACGCAGCCCAUGGAGCCAAAAUGGCUGCGUAUUCCCUAUUCGCUGCACCACUUUUGACCAGAGCCCGGGUGCCAUGUCAGACACAGCCCAUGGAGCCAAAAUGGCUGGCAAUCACGUGGAGAAUUCUCUCCUUCUGUGUGACUUCCUUAUUGGAAUGUAGCCUGUUGUCUGUACCAGAUCAGUGAUUGGUGUUCAAUCAGGUCUCUCCUUCUGUGUGACUCCCUUAUUGGAAUGUAGCCUGUUGUCUGUACCAGAUCAGUGAUUGGUGUUCAAUCAGG
Molecule: messenger RNA, 1604 nt
Organism: Oncorhynchus kisutch (coho salmon)
Lineage: Eukaryota; Metazoa; Chordata; Actinopteri; Salmoniformes; Salmonidae
Product: 39S ribosomal protein L16, mitochondrial-like
Exons: 5
Coding region: 203-976 (257 amino acids)
Biological process (GO): mitochondrial translation
Cellular component (GO): mitochondrial large ribosomal subunit; ribosome
Molecular function (GO): rRNA binding; structural constituent of ribosome
Source: RefSeq, a predicted model, not a curated record